Salvia hispanica is the source of this 1584-nucleotide messenger RNA. Lineage: Eukaryota; Viridiplantae; Streptophyta; Magnoliopsida; Lamiales; Lamiaceae. The record is from RefSeq and is a predicted model, not a curated record.
AAUUUAUUGUAUUUUUGAAAACAAGAUAGUAUUUCUCUAUUUUUGUGCCCAUUUUCCCCACUCCCACCCCUCUCUUCUCAAAGGCGUGAAUCUGAAUACAAUUAAAAAAACCCUAAAUCGGCCGACUCUCAUUCUCUCAGGUUUACGAUCAUUUUCGAGCGCUUUGCAUCCUUUGAUCAUCGUGGCUUAUGUAGAUGUGGUGAAAUCUCAAUUUGGACUACAAUGCCAGUUUAUUGAAUUUUGUACGGUCAAAAUCAUAUCUUGCGCGGUUUUGUUGUAUUUGAUUUUGGAAAUAAGAUGGAUGGAAAUGGUAAUAUGAAUUUAAGGAGUUGGGCGUUUCUUGAACCCCCAGCAAGUAAUUGGAAGAACCAUCUUGGCCUUCAGUUAAUACCUUCCAUAACUGAGAAGCCCCUUUUCGGUGGGGGUUGUGGCGAUGGAUUUCGUGAGCACCAAAACUUGCACCCUUCCCCAUCCCCUGUCAUGUCAUCUAUCAAUGGUGGGCCCUUUCAUCACCAUCGUGUUGGUGGUAUUUCAGAAUCCCACAUCCCCGUAGAAUAUUGGAUGAAUCAGAACAAGGAUUAUCUGAAUAUGUAUUCUGGAAACCACCAAUCUGCUUAUUAUCAAUCGAGUUAUGGGGUAUCACCUGAGACAUCAUCUGCUCAAUCUGUCCAAAUGCCUCAGCAGCUCAAUUUACAGAAGACUGAAAAUGUGAUGUCCAAGAUGGAAGAGGUGUGCGAGGAAAAAGAUGAUGGUGGUGGUAGUAGCGGCAGUGCAAUGGUAGUAAAGAAGAGAGGUGGUAGUAAGGUCACAGGUUCUACACCGAAAGAAAAGAAACCAAGGACCAGAACUCCUCGAGCACCAAGGGAUGAGCAUGAGCCUACUCCUUCAUCCAACCGUGCUAGGACACCAAAGAAGCGGGCCGAAAUUGUUAUCAAUGGAAUUAAUAUGGAUGUAUCAGAAAUCCCUAUUCCAGUCUGCUCCUGCACUGGAGCGCCUCAGCAGUGUUAUAGAUGGGGAUCUGGUGGUUGGCAAUCUGCUUGCUGUACAACUCACAUGUCUGAGUAUCCAUUGCCUCCGAGUGAAAAGAGACGUGGUGCAAGGAUAGCCGGGAGGAAGAUGAGCAUUGGAGCUUUCAAAAAGGUACUGGAGAAACUUGCAUCAGAAGGAUAUAACUUCUCUAACCCAAUUGAUCUGAGGAGUCACUGGGCAAAACAUGGUACGAAUAAAUUUGUGACAAUCAGAUGAAGUUUAUGAUGAAGAUGCUCCGGUUGGCUUCUAAGCGCAUGCGGCACUCGCUUUCUGCUGUAUAUAAUAUGAAUAGCCUGGUUAGAAGCAGAAGCUUUUGGGUGGUUACUAACUUUUCAGCUUCCAGAGUUGAGUUAUAUUUUUCAUAAUUUUGCCUCCUGGUGAAUACGGAUAAGAUUAUAGUCAACUGUUCGCGUUUUUGUAGCUCAACGAAAACAGUGAUCUUGUCUAGUAACAAGGUAUGGGAUUGAUUUGUUGAGAUUUACUUUAUUCAGUUUGUUUCCUAAUUCACUUCCUGACAAUCAAUUUGUUUUAUAUACUAUUUGCGUCUUGUUUCUA